Molecule: messenger RNA, 1263 nt
Organism: Camelina sativa (false flax)
Lineage: Eukaryota; Viridiplantae; Streptophyta; Magnoliopsida; Brassicales; Brassicaceae
Source: RefSeq, a predicted model, not a curated record
UGACGUCAGAUCCCACCGUUAGAGCUCACACUUGUAACCUAGCUGUAACACCGUUUCCUGCAUUUUCCACAAGCAAGGAGAAGAAUAGCUUUGUGUUGAGAGAGAAGAAGAAAGAAAAAAUGGGUUUGCUUACGAACAAGAUGGAGAGAGAAGAGAUAAAACCAGGAGAUCAUAUCUACACUUACAGAGCAGUCUUCGCUUAUUCUCACCAUGGGAUCUUUGUCGGUGGGUCCAAAGUUGUUCAUUUCAGACCAGAACACAACCCCAUGGAGUCAUCAUCAUCAUCAUCAUCAAUAUCAAUAUCAUCUUCCUCUGAUGAUAUCUGUUCGAUAUUUCCUGAUUGUGGUUUCAGACAACCAGACAGUGGAGUAGUCCUUUCUUGCUUAGACUGUUUCCUCAAGAACGGCUCACUCUACUGCUUCGAAUAUGGAGUCAGCCCACCGGUUUUUCUCACCAAAGUCCGCGGAGGAACUUGCACAACCGCGCAAUCUGAUCCAACUGAUUCAGUCAUCCACAGGGCAAUGUACCUUCUACAAAACGGAUUUGGCAACUACGACAUUUUCAAGAACAACUGCGAGGAUUUCGCGCUCUACUGCAAAACCGGUUUGCUUAUAAUGGAUAAGCUCGGGGUAGGGAGAAGUGGUCAAGCUUCUUCGAUCGUUGGUGCUCCUUUGGCUGCAAUUCUCUCUUCUCCUUUCAAGUUGCUGAUUCCAAAUCCAAUUGGUGUAGCGACAGUUACUGCUGGAAUGUAUUGUAUGAGUCGUUAUGCUACUGAUAUUGGCGUUAGAAGCGACGUCAUUAAGGUUUCAGUUGAGGAUUUGGCUCUCAACCUUGACUUGAAGACCAUUGAGCAAGUCGAACAAGAAGAAGAAGAAGAAGAUUCUGAUACCGACUAUGUUAGGUGACAAAUAGAACAAUUCUGUUAAAAUCCUCAGCUUGUUGUGUUUCUUUUUCAAAAUGUUUGUAUUAAGCAAAGACUAAUCAAAUGCAAAUUCUAAAACGUUUGUUAAAGUGAGAAUAACAAAAACGCUACCGUUUUGGUAAGCGUAUGUAAAUUAAAUAUCUCAAAUCCAAUAAUUAAUUAAUUAUACUGUAGAUGCUAAAAAGGAGUCGCCUUUCACGGGCACACAUAAUUAAAACCAAAACCAAAACAAUCAAAUCCUUCUUCUCGGGGGCGAAAGAGAGAAGUUUGUGAAUCUGGGUUUUCAAUUCAGGUGUUAAUAUAAGAUUUUGAUCAAUACCCAUCUCUAAAGAAGACGAGAA